UUAUCAGCGGAGUUGCGUCAGAAAUGCUUUCGCAACUCACAUUUGCUGUGCAAGGACUGACAGAAUUUACAACGAAGUGUAAGCGUAUCACUUGACACAGUGCGAGGAGGAAGUUGCUGAAGAAGAACCUGUGUUAAAAAGGCAAUGGCAGCAGCAAACAUACUCCAUGAUAUCGAUGUUCCUACAAAGAAGGCAACAUUUGGAAUGGGCUGUUUCUGGGGCCCUGACACGCUCUAUGGUACACUCAAAGGAGUCAUAAGAACAAGAGUUGGAUAUUCUGGAGGCACAAAAAUUAACCCCACUUAUAGAGAUCUUGGAGAUCACACAGAGUGUAUUGAUAUUGACUAUGACCCAAACGAAAUUUCCUUUGGAAAAUUACUUGAAGAGUUUUGGAAAAACCAUGAUCCCACUUAUGGAGCCAAGAAACAGUACACAUCCUUAAUAUUUUACCAUGAUGAUGAUCAAAAGCAGAUAGCUGAGAAAAGUUUUAAAGAAGAGGAAGAGAAAAAAGGCCAGAAGGGCAAAUUUGUCACCAAAAUAUUACGAGCAGCAGAGUUCUAUAAUGCAGAGGACUAUCAUCAGAAAUAUCGCCUGCAGCAGCACACACAGCUUGUGCAAUGGUUGGGUCUGACAUCUGGCAAGAAGCUCAUAAGUUCACAUGCUGCUGCACGUAUCAAUGGAUAUGUAGUAGGUAUGGGUGGUGUGCAAAUGUUUGAGGAGGAUGUCGGUAGACUUGGGCUUACACCCGAAAUAGCAGACUAUGUGCGGAAGUGGGUUACAAAAUAUGAAGGGCGUGGCAUGAUUUGUUGACUAUUCAGCGGUGUAUCAGUCGCUAUUGCUGCAGUAUGUUCUACUGUAUGAAGCCUAGAAUUGUUAGUGGAGUUAGUCCACAGCCUUUAUAGACACACACACACACACACACACACACACACACACACACACACACA
Molecule: messenger RNA, 947 nt
Organism: Schistocerca americana (American grasshopper)
Lineage: Eukaryota; Metazoa; Arthropoda; Insecta; Orthoptera; Acrididae
Gene: MsrA
Product: peptide methionine sulfoxide reductase
Exons: 5
Coding region: 145-810 (221 amino acids)
Molecular function (GO): peptide-methionine (S)-S-oxide reductase activity
Source: RefSeq, a predicted model, not a curated record